AUGAGCCGGCUGAUGAGUGUGUUUAUUAUAUUAUUAAUUAUUGCAAAUGCAACCAUAACAAAUGGUAAUUUAUAUACAGUAGCCAAAUGUCCAGGAUUGGAUGUUGCUCGGAUUCGACAACAUACGCAGCAGAAUGAAAUAUCUUUGAUUUUCUACUAUACUCGAUGGAGUGGUGAUAGCCUGCUGGCAUUGAAGGAGUACAAUGAUGUGGCAGUGUACUAUGGUGAUAAGAUAUUCUUCUCUUCGGUUGAUUGCUGGCAUUUAGCGUGCAAUUGCAGCCGAGUAUUGGGGCCAGGUGUGGGAUCUGGUCCGAAUAAGUGGCCAACGUUAAUGGCGUAUUAUGGCCGUAGAGGUCAACUGCAAAUUCAAUAUCAUGGUUUGUGGUCAUUCAGAGGAAUGCAAAACUUUAUUGAUAACCUAUUGCAGCCGCUGAAGAGAUUUCCAACAAACGAAUCCUUGCAGCAAGCACAUCUAAAGUCCGAUGCCCUUAUAAUGGGUGUAUUUGAAUCGCCAAAUUGCAUGGAAUACAAACAGUAUCUAAUGGCAUCAGUGAAGUGGUUGGAAAGUGAUCCCCUUAGAACCUAUGUAUUUGGAGUCGACUUCGUAGAAAAUGUUAGCAAAGCCAAAGGACUAUUGGCAUAUGAACGCAUUCCUGAUAUUGUUUAUAUGGGUUCUUCAGACACGAAGAAAUUCCGAGAAAUUGGAGAUUAUUCAUGGAAUGCAAGUCAUAUUUUGCAAUGGCUACAUAAGGAGCUAAAGUUGGAUUUGAUUAAUUUACAUGGCUAUUCCACACCCAUUGCAAUUGCCCAGAAACUACAGGAGAAUUCAGUUUUGGCUAUAUUUGUUAAUGACGCCUUUAAUUUCUACGGCUAUAUGGAACAGUACGUACAACCAAUAUCCAGAUCCAAUUGUAAUGUCAGUAGGUCAAAGUGUCUAAGAGUUACAAAACUGAAGGAAGCCAAAGAAAAUAAUAUACAACAGAUAUAUGAAAAAAUGCUGGACAUUUCCAUGGAUGACAAGAAUUGCUAUUGUAACAUUAAAGAGGUACUGACUGAAAAUCUUGCCAAUUAUUAUGAUAUUAAUAUGUAUUUAACUAACCUAAUAAGCCACUUGGCAUAUCCCAACAAACAAAUUGUAAAUUCGGAUAUUCAUGAAUUGUUAGAAUUCCAUCACACAACCAAAUGCCUCAAUAGUGAUCCGAGAACUUCAAAUGAAUUACAAAUAAUCACUGCGAAAUAUUUACAAAGCAUAGUUGAUACUGAUAAAAAUUUUUACAACAGCAAUCGCACCUUAUCGGUUGUUUUAUUGGAUACCGAUAAAUACAGAGAUUAUUUGGAAAAUUUGGAUAUUGAACGUAACAAAUAUAGCAUGGCUACUGCUUUUAUUGUUGAUGUUCGACAAGAAGGUAUUUUCCCAUUGACGCAUGAUUUUGAUAUGGACAAUCUGAAGGAAUAUAUUCAACAAUUUUACCAAUAUAAUCUAUUGCCAAGAUAUAAAAGUGAAAAUAUCAAUUUCUUAAUAUCGAGACUAAAAACACAAACUAUGAAUGAGGAGAAAGACAGCAAUAUUUUCGAAGUGCUAUCACUUAAUCGUUUAAUGCUGCUUAAUAAUUUACAAUAUGUUCAUAAUCAAACACUUGUUCUACUUAUACAUACACCGGAAUGUGCACUUUGUGGCAGUUUACAGCAUACGUUUAUACAAAUAGCAGGAGCUUUGCGUUACAGUUGCCCAGAAUUGCAAUUUGCAAGGAUUAAUGCACACUUAAACGACUUGCCGUGGCAGUUUAAUAUGGCAUCAUUGCCUGCUCUCUUGGUAUUUCCGAAGAAUCGAUAUGGCGAUUCACGACUCUUUCCUUCACAUUUGAAACCAGAUUUUCGAAAUGUUUUCGGUUUCAUUUUGAAACAGCUCCCAGCUGAAGAUCAAAUCAAAGCUACUGUAACAUUAUGUCAGAGCCCCGUUUUAAAUACUCUCAAUACUCAGUCUUGUUGGCGUUUUGCUAAGAAUCUACUGACACAACAUAUUGGCCAAUAUUUGCAUUAUUGGGAGCUAUUCGAAAACGAACGGAAAGUAAUAUUUGAACAUUUACGUGCCUUCAAAGAUACGAGUUUAGAUGUACAACGUAAUUUGAAAUUGUAG
Molecule: messenger RNA, 2136 nt
Organism: Musca vetustissima
Lineage: Eukaryota; Metazoa; Arthropoda; Insecta; Diptera; Muscidae
Product: thioredoxin domain-containing protein 11
Exons: 1
Coding region: 1-2136 (711 amino acids)
Source: RefSeq, a predicted model, not a curated record